GUUUUGAGAUUUUGCGGAGAGGUGUGUUGGUUGGGUUACGGAGAGGGUAGCAACAUUUUACAUACGCUUUUCUUCUGGAAAAUGCACACCUCUCAACUAAUUUUAUCUAUUUAUAUACAUUUUAUCGUCCAUAAGACUGUUAGGUCGCAGUAACGUUACAUCAAAUGACAACGGUCCCACAGCUCACUUGUGGUUAGCUAUCGUUUGAAGAAGAUUAGAAGGGGCUUGCUCCCUACAAAUUCUUUCGUCUCCUGCUUUCGGAAUGUUUUCCAAAAAGCCUCAUGGGGACGUCAAAAAAUCUACACAGAAAGUGUUGGAUCCAAAAAAAGAUGUCCUGACACGUCUGAAACACUUGCGGAUUGUUAGUGAAAAUGCUGAGUCGGGGGAUCUGAAGCACUUCUUUGACCAGUACUACUCUCACAUCUACUAUGUGUUCUUUGAGAACUUUGUCACCAUUGAAGUCAGUCUCAAACAAAAAGGUCACAAAUCGCAAAGGGAAGAACUUGACUCCAUUCUAUUCAUAUUUGAGAAGAUUCUGCAACUCCUACCAGAGCGAAUACACGGACGAUGGCAGUUCCACAGCAUAGGCCUCAUCCUAAAGAAGCUGUUGCACACUGGGAACUCUUUAAAGAUCCGAAGGGAGGGUGUGCGUCUGUUCCUGUUAUGGAUGCAGGCCCUGCAGGGUAACGCACUGAGAGAGCAGCUAUGGAUAUUUGCCUGUCUGAUCCCAGGCUUCCCAUCCCCUCAGUCAGAGCUGGGACCCCGUACCCUGGACAACCUGGUGAACCCUCCUCUCAGCCUUCAGGAGACUCAAGUGACUCCAGAAGAGAUCAGUCCCCUGGUUCCUCCACAGUCAGGGGAUAAGGGCCAGGAAGACCUCACAGGAUACUUUCUGGAGGCUCUUCUGAAAUACAUGGCCAAAAGUCUGGAGUGGAAGUGCAAAGAUAACCACGAGAAGGGCUUCGCAUUCCUGUUUGGAAACUUCAAGAAAUAUUACCUGCCGCACAUAUUCCCUAACUUUUCCAAGGAGACCAGUUUGUACCAUCCCAUACUGGAGGUUCCAUCAAUGAGACCAAAGCCUUACUACAGUGUGGUGAAGAAAGACCCAGAGACCAACGAGGCAGUGUACUGUACCAAGGAGAGCCUCCUCAACGCCCGGGUCAUCUUCAUCCGCUGGCUGGUGUCCUUCUGGCUGGAGCCACGCUCCAACACUGGUACACACAUCCCCGGGGUGGACGGAGAGAGGGAGAGCGUGCCAAAGAACAUCCAGAGGGCAGCAGCUGGGCUGGCUGGGCGGGGACAUGGGCUAGGGGAUGACUUGGGCCCCAGGGCAGACAGCCUGGAUGGAGGGAUAGGUUGUGAGAAGGAGCAGUCCCACUCUAACACCUCCACCCUGACAGAGAGGGAGCCCAGCUCCUCCAGCCUGUGUAGUAUGGACGAGGAGCACCUCACUGACAUGGAGGUUGUGAGAAGAGUCCUCUGUUCCUCCAGGACCAAUGUCAACUUCAUCACUGAGAUUUUCCGACAGGCCUUCCUGUUGCCAAUGUGUGAGGCUGCAGCCAUGAGGAAGGUGGUGCGUGUGUACCAGGAGUGGUUUGCCCAGGAGGACAAACCUUUGUUUAUGAAGGAGCCGGAGGAGGAGAGGAUAUUUUCCACCGCCGGAGAGGUUAACCUGGAGCCUGUACCCCAGCAGGGCCCAGAGAAGGAAGAGAGGGUGAAUAAAGUGUCUGAGAAAGAGCUGCUGGAGUACAGUGUGCAUGCAGGUGUUCAGCCCACUCUUCAGGUGUUUGUCACCAACUCGGCCAAUGUGUUUCUGCUGGAACCAGCCAACGAGCUGAAGAUGCUGCUAGAGGAACAUGUUGACAUGUGCAAGAGAGUCCUUAACAUCUACCGCAGCCUGGUUAUGCAUGAAACCAUGGACCAGAAGACAUGGGAGCAGAUCCUUCUGGUCCUGCUGAGGGUAACCGAAUGUGUGAUGAAGAGACCUCCCUCAAUCAUGCCCCACGGCAAGAAGAACAUGACCCUCUCAGGGAGACUGGCCGGGGCAGUCUUUCAGACCCUGAUAGUGGCGUGGAUCAAGGGGAACCUGAACGUGUACAUCUCCAGGGAGCUGUGGGACGACCUGCUGGCCGUGCUGUCCUCGCUCACCUGCUGGGAGGAGCUGGUCACAGAGUGGUCCCUCACCAUGGAGACACUCACCAAGGUUCUGGCCCGCAACCUGUACAGUCUGGACCUCAACGAGCUGCCGCUGGACAAGCUGAGCGAACAGAAACAGAAGAAACACAAAGGGAAAGGGGGAGCUCACGAGGGCCAGAAAAUGGCUGUGGACCGUUCGUUCUCUAAGAGCUGGAGCAGGGACCAGCCUGGGAGUGGGAGCGGCCAGGCAGCAGCCAUGAGGCAGCGCAGUGCCACCACCGCUGGCUCUCCGGGCAUGGAGAAGGCCAGGAACACCAUACGCCAGAAGACUGGGGACAUGGACGAUACCCCGAUGGCAUCUCGGACCCCCAGGAUCCGCCACUGCUCCCAGAGCGAGGAUACCCCGGCUUCGGAGUUGUUUUCGGCGUCUUGCGACCUGGACCCCCAGGGGUCCACGCUCCCCCGUAGCAGCAGCGCCUCCGACAUCAUGGAGCCCUUCAUCGCCGAGAGGGUCAAAGGUGCACUUCCUGUCCCUGACAGUCCCCCCGCUCACCCCACCACUGCUGUCUCUGUCCCCCACCACCACGCCCUGCACCCCUCCAAACCUCCCACUACCCUAGGUAGCAGCGUGGCCUCUCUGGAGGUGGGGGAUAGCAUCUAUGACCACCUGUGGCAGAUGAUAGGCCCCCGCCCCCUUGCCCAUGACUGGACGUGUGGUGGAACCUCCUUCUCCUCCACCCUCACCCAGUCCUCUGAGAGAGAGGAGGGGGGGGAGACUGAGGGGGAGGAGGACCUGCUUAGCUCUCUCAGGGAGUAUCUGAUGCAAAGAAGCCUGGAGGAGGGAGGUGGAGGGGGAGAGGAGGGCCCUAGUGAGGCUGUGGAAGGUAGCACUGUGGCUGUGACGGUACAGUCAGGGUCACAGCAGGUCAGGAAACAGGUCCAGGUAAGGCAGCAGAGCAGCUUGGACUCAGCAGAGGAGGACAGUGCAGAGGCAGAGCAGCAGCCUUCUGAGAGGAGCAUUUAUGAGUGUCUGGAGCAGAGUGAUGACUGGGAGCUGGCCAGCAGGGGGUGCUCUAGUCUAGACCAGCAGGUAACUCCUCAGGGCACAGAGAAUAGGGGAGAGCCCCACUUGGUCAGGCAGGAUGCCACAGAGUGUGAGUAUAAUAACGAGACAGGAGGUUCAGGCCUACAAGCCCCUCAGCCCCGGCAGCAGUCCCAUUCUCUCCACCAUUCCCUCAAGCCCAGGUUGGUCCGGGGCAAGCUCAAAAAGCACCACGGGGGAGGGGUGCACGUCAGUUUCCGGCCCUCCACAGAGUCUGUCCAGUUCCACAACCCUCUAGACUCCAAGGAGGCCCACUGGAGGACCAGGCUGCGCCGCCUCAGCCACUUCAGCAGCCACUCUGUAGGAGUGGGGGGGUCUGGAGGGGCAGGAGUGGGUGGGUCAAAGGGUAAAGAGAGGUCAGGAGGGGAGGGGGUGAGCGGAAACGGGGAGCAGCCUGAUGGGGAGGCCAGUGGAGUGGGGGGUCAUGCGACAGGGCAAGGGCGUGUCCGUCUUGGGCGCUCUGCCCUUCGGCCCCGUGGGACCCGGUCCAGAUCCCAGGAUGCGGAAUCGGGGAUCAGUCCCUCUCGGCAGCAGCAGGGGGCUCUGUUGGGCGGUGUGUAUAAAUCUGUGGUCCAUGCUCUCUCCAAGCCCAAGGCCCACGCCUCCGGCUCAGCGUCUCCCCAGCGGCACAGCAAAGCCCCCGGCGGGGCCACAGAGGCGCCCCUGAGGGACCUGUACACUCAUGUAUUGGGCUAUUUUGGAAGAAAAGCACCAGCCAACAAAGAGGAAACUUGUCAGAAGAUGCGGCCUGUGUCCAGUGACGCAGGCAACAGCAGCCAAAACUUUGGCGACCUGAUGGACGAGUUUAUCCAAGAGCGUCUGCGAGCGGGAGGCACCUCUGGUAUGACCAGGCGUGGCAGCAGCCCCGGUAGUCUGGAGAUCCCUAAGGACCUGCCAGAACUCCUGAACCGUCAGAACUCCACACGACCCGUGGACGACCCCGGCGUGCCCUCCGAGUGGACCUCCCCCGCCAGUGGCAGCAGCAGCGACUUAAUCAGCUCCGACAGCCAAUCGGAUUCAUUUAAUGCCUUCCAGUAUGCCAACUGCAAGUUUGAAAAUUUCAGCUUUGGUCCAGAUGGCGUUGGUGCGGGGUCGUUGGACCAGGAUAACACUAGCCUGGGAGGAGUACCCCAGACUGCAGAGGAACAGGAGGUGUCCAGCCUCACCACCCUGCACAUUGACUCAGAGACCAGUAGUCUGAGCCAGCUUGGCCUGUCUGCAGAUACCGUCACCAUCACAGGUUCAGAGAGUGCGUCCCCGAUGCAUUCCCUGGGGGGUUCCCGCUCUCAGACCCCGUCCCCAGCCACGCUGACCGCUGAACAUGUAGCUCUGCAGCACAAGGACCUGCAGCUGGAUGAGAAACUACAUCACUCUGUAGUACAGACUCCAGAUGACCUGGAAACCAGUGAGUUCCCUACAGAGGACUCCAGUGUGAUGGCUGGUGGCUCGCUGACCGGUUGGCACGCUGACGUUGCCACGGUGAUGUGGCGGAGAAUGCUAGGCAUUCUGGGAGAUGUGAACACCAUUAAGGACCCAGAGAUCCACGCGCAGGUCUUUGACUACCUCUGUGAGCUGUGGCAGAACCUGGCCAAGAUCAGAGAUAAUCUGGGGAUCUCUCUGGACAACCAGUCGUCUCCUCCUCCCCCGGUCCUCAUCCCUCCCCUUCGGAUCCUCACCCCCUGGCUCUUCAAAGCGACCAUGCUGACUGAGAGGUACAAACAGGGGAAGCUGCACGCCUACAAGCUCAUCUGUAAGAUCAUGAAGAGGAGGCAGGACGUAUCGCCCAACUCUGACUUCCUCACACACUUCUACAACAUCAUGCACUGUGGCCUCAUGCAUGUCGACCAGGACAUAGUGAAUACCAUCAUUAAGCACUGUUCUCCUCGGUUCUUCUGCGUCGGCCUUCCCGGGGCCACCAUGCUCAUCCUGGACUUUAUCAUCGCAGCCAGCAGAGUCACAGCCUGCUCUUCGCUCAACGCCCCGCGGGUGGAGGCUCAGAUCCUGCUGGGUUCUCUGGUGUGUUUCCCUAACCUGUAUGAGGAGCUGCCUGCCCUGCACCCCACCACCGCUGACGUGGUCAUGACCAAGUUCAGAGACGUCAAGGAACACAUCAUCAAACACAUCCUGAGUUCAGCAAGAGAUGAGCCUUCAGCCCCAGCCAGGUGCGUGGCCCUGUGCAGUCUUGGUAUCUGGCUGUGUGAGGAGUUGGUCCACGGCACCCAACACACUCAGAUCAAAGAAGCCCUCAACGUCAUCUGUGUCACUCUGAAGUUUCCAAAUAAAACUGUUGCGCUGGUGGCCUCCGACAUUCUGCACUUGCUCAUAAACUAUGUCGAUGACCUUCAGAAAUUCCCCCCAGACACUCCAAAGAAAAUAGUUGAGAUCCUCAUAGCGACCGUAACUCACCUGCUCCCCACCACAGAAUCUUCCCCUCAUGAACUGGACAAGAGGUUGGUGGUGUCUCUGCUGUUGUGCCUCCUGGAUUGGGUGAUGGCCCUGCCUCCUAAGACUCUGCUGCAGCCUGUCCAAACACUCAGCCCUGACAAGGACAAGCCAGACAAGUCUGUCCUCAGCUGUAUCUAUAAGGUGCUGCAUGGCUGUGUGUAUGGGGCCCAGAACUUCAACAGCCCCAGGUAUUUCCCCAUGAACCUGUCAGACCUGACCAGUCCUGACUACGACCCCUUCCUGCUGCUGGAGAGUCUGAAGGAACCAGAGCCCCUCCACUCCCCAGACUCAGAACGCUCCUCCAAACUACAACCGGUCACCGAGGUGCGGAGCCGUAUCCAGCAUGGUCUGAUCUCCAUCGCAGCCAGGACAGUCAUCACCCACCUUGUCAACCACCUUGGCCACUACCCCAUGUCUGGAGGCCCUGCCACCUUGACCAGCCAUGUCUGUGAGAACAUGGACAACCCCUACAGCGAGAGCCCUGACCUGGCCCCAGAGCUCUUCGACGGGCCCAACCUACAGUUCUUUGUCCUGAACGGUACCACCCUCCUGUCCUGUCUCCAGAUCCGGGCUGAGGACGGUGUGCCCGGAGGUGGGAUGUCUGCAGGCCUCACCACGACCAGCGCCUGUGUGAGGGUUAUUGUUAGGGAUAUCUCCGGCAAACACUCGUGGGACUCGGCUGUACUGUACGGCCCGCCUCACUGUGGUGCUCCUAACCAGCCCCUGCACCUCUACAGUAAAAGACCUACAGAGAGAACGAAUACAGAUGGGGAGAAGAACCGAGCAGGGGAGCUUGGAGAGAGGGAAGAGGGGGCUGCACUGGAGGAGGAGGAGGAAGAAGAAGAAGAGGUGGUUGUGGUGCUGGGAGAGGAUGAGCUGGGAGAGGAGGAGCAGGGGGAGGCUGUGGAGGAGGAAGAAGAGGGGGAGGAGGAAGGUGCAUUGGAGCUGAUGGCCCCGCAGGCCAAGCGUGUGUGUCGGGAGGUGGUUCCGUCCUGGGACUCCCUACUAGAAGAUGAUGUUCUAGAUGAGAUGCUGCAGUACCUGGGCUACUCCAGCCCCGAGUGUCUGCAGCGUGCCGGUGCCCCCCUCAACAUCCCCGCCCCGCCCCCUGUCUGCGUCUCGGAGAAGCAGGAGAACGACGUGAUCAAUGCCAUCCUGAAGCAGUGUGCUGAGGAGAGGGACUUUGCGGUGCACAGGGGGAAUGGGCUAAACAUGAGGGCUGUGGAGCAGGGGGAGCCGGAGCCCCACAGGCCCCAGUCCGCCUUUUACUACUGCAGGCUGCUACUCAACAUCCUGGGCAUGAACUCCUGGGAGAAGAGGAGCAACUUCCAUCUCCUGAAGAAGAAUGAGAAACUGCUUAGAGAGCUGAAGAACCUCGACUCCAGGCAGUGUCGAGAGACUCACAAGAUAGCCGUGUUUUACGUGGCGGAGGGGCAAGAGGACAAGCACUCUAUCCUGUCUAACACCAGUGGUAGUCAGGCCUACGAGGACUUUGUCUCUGGGCUGGGCUGGGAGGUGAAUCUGACCAGUCACUGUGGCUUCAUGGGAGGUCUUCAGAGGAACAAGAGCACGGGUCUGACAACGCCUUACUUCGCCACCUCUACCGUCGAGGUCAUGUUCCACGUCUCCACACGCAUGCCUCCCGACUCUGACGACUCACUCACCAAAAAGCUACGCCAUCUUGGGAAUGACGAGGUGCACAUCGUGUGGUCGGAGCACUCCCGAGACUACAGGAGAGGCAUCAUCCCCACGGAGUUUGGAGACGUCCUCAUCAUCAUCUACCCCAUGAAGAACCACAUGUACAGCAUCCAUAUCCUCAAGAAGCCAGAGGUCCCAUUUUUCGGGCCGCUGUUUGAUGGAGCCAUAGUGGAUGAGAAGAUCCUUCCCACCAUGGUCCGGGCUACAGCCCUCAAUGCCAGCAGGGCUCUAAAAUCCCUCAUCCCCCUCUACCAGAACUUCUACGAGGAGAGAGCCCGUUACCUGGAGACCAUCGUCCAGCACCACCUGGAGCCAACCACCUUCGAGGACUACGCAGCGAGGGUCUUCUGCCCCGCCCCCUACCACCACCACCUCUCAGACCCCGGCUCAUGCCUCGAGAGUCAGGAGGGAGAAAGUCCAGCAGCAGUGCAACUAGACGGGGCCGACCAGUUAGCCUCGCCAAUGUCCCCUCGUACUAGCAAGAGCCGCAUGUCCAUGAAGCUCCGACGCUCCUCCGGCUCGGCCAAUAAGACCUGAUCGGACUUUCCCUCCGCUGAUCGUCCUCCAUGCAACGCCCUGCAUGAGGUCACAGCCUUCAGACAAACCGACUGACUCUCUGUACUGUAUAGCUAGGACUGCACUGCAACUACCAGCCUUUACCUGCUAACAGUGCUGCAUCGCAUGUUAUGUACCCCCACUAUAUGGACAUGGACACGCCUGCCCUGCAGGGUCAGAAUCAGCAUCAACCCUACUGCCACCACCCUUCCAAGAUGCAGGAUAAGGCCUUCAACAGAGCCAGACCCUCAGGGGCCAGCCCAGGGUUCCCCAGGACUCAGCUUGUGGUAGCAGGGCCUCCAACAGAAUAAACAAGUCCCCUGGGCAAGGUUAGCUAACUAUGCUCACUACCACCUCAACUUUACACAAAAUAUAAUAUACUUAGAUAUAUAAAAGAAGCAGCAUCGGUUGGUUUUGUACAGAAUGCAUAAAGGCAACAUGAGAGAUGUGUGUUCAUUGUAAGUAGCAUUGUUGAUGGUUGAAAUCACUUGAUAUUAGACUGAGAUGAUGAACUAUAGUGUGGUCUUUCUCUGCUGUUGUAGCUGAGCAGAGUGGCUAAUAUCCUGUCCUCCCUGCUCUCUGGGCACCUGACUCUGCACCCACUAGGAAAGGGAUUGUAAGAGUUUGUAAGAAAGAACAAAGAAACACAAAGUAAGAAAAGCUAAUUUGUCAUAUUUGGUCACUGUGUCCACCGUGAGACAAAUGUAUAUAUAUAUUUGUACUAUAUUCUGUAUAUACAGGAGUUUUCACUUUCUUUAUGCUUGGACUGAAGCAAUGUCAGCCAGUGUUCAAAGAUGAGAUGAACGUUUUGAAGUUGGAAAAGUUUGUUUCUAGAAUUCUGACGUGGAAAUUGUUUAGUUAAAGUGAAGCACUUACAUUUUGGUUUUGGUUUUCACGCUAAACGUGCGACUGAGUUCACACUACUGUUGUUCUUUUGAGGGUCACGUAUUUUUUUUAAUCGAGAUUGUAAAAUUGUUUUUCACCUGAUAAAGAAUGUUACUGAUGAUUUAGUUUUGUUCAUAUACAAUGUGUUGUAUUGAACCAGCCCUUUUUUCACUUAUGAUGACUAUAUUAUAUAUAUGAGAAUACAUAUUUAAGGUGUGUAGUGUUGAGGACCAUACCUGGUCUGUGUACAGAUUUGAAUAUAGCUGCCAAAAAAAAAACUAGAUGUCUUAUUAACUUUAAGAUACGUAGACCAACGGUUGGAUGUGUGAUCAGAUCUUCUGCUUGUGUUUCAUAUAAGAGGUCUUCUGCCUCGGACGUCAUCACAAAGCUUGCCUGCUGAAGUUGGCCUAUACAACACUGUACUGUAGCUUUGUCCACAGCUAGAAAAAGCUCAUUGCUGUUAAGGUUUGUGUGUCUGUCUGUGCAACAACACAAAUGAAAGAGGACCAUCUCCUAUGAUAUGGAGACAUUCCCUCCUGUAAAGUAUUGGUAUUAACACAGUAUGUACUGUAUAGGAGCUUAAACAACCAUAUACCAUUUCUUCACUGUCCAGCUCGCCAAUAAUCACCUAAAUUAAAUCUAGACAGUCAGGAAGUAUCGAAACAAUUAGCAAGACUGUUGUCUAUUUUUUGCAAAUUUGGACUUCGAGGGAAUAUAAAACAUUUUCAGUGUGGCCCUCUGGACCUCGUUGAAGAACGAAUGCCGUCCCUGGGGCAAAAUGAGUUUGACACCACUGUUAUUUAUUUGGGUUCUUCUGAAACUCCAGCUAGGGUCUCUGCAGGUGGGCUUCAGAGCAAGCUAAUGGGCUAUUUGUCGUGAACACUUCUCUUACUGUCCCCUUCAUGUAUUGUAGCAGGUCUUCAUCAGGGUCUUCCACCCUGGCCUGCUUCUCCAACAACACCUGUACCUGGGUCGUUCUUGAGUUACGAUGGCGUUUGGGGGGGGGGGGGGGGUAAUUUUUUAUAUUUUUUUAUUUACAUGUAUUUGGGUACAUCUUCCUGUCUAAAUCAGCUAAUAUGGCAGCUUAAUGACUUUAAAUCAUGUUUACCAUUAUGAUAGCAUUGUGCCACCUGUAGGAGUAGUAACACUGAGACAUUUUAGGUUGAGGAUUUUCUUGUAAAGUCAUUAAAAAUAUAAAUAAUUUACUAAAGUGAUAUGAUUACUAAUUUUGCUCACAAUGUAAUUUCCCUUCAUUUAAAUUGAGUAACACCUGUUGGAUUUAAACACCAAAUGAUCAAUGAAAUCCUCAAAUGUAUGACGUACUUAAAGGGUGUGAUUAGCUAAACAUUUUCUUUAAUACAGACCCCUCCCUGAUAAGUUUGCCACUGGAGGGAAUGCUCAAGGUCCUUGUAUAUCUUUGCAAUGAGUGAUUUUCAAGGCGGUAACACCAAUGACAUAAAACUGAUGGACAGUUUCUUUUUAAAUAGCCUGUUUUUAUUGAUCUAUACCCGGGAUGGGCAACUCCAGUCCUCGGGGGCCUGAUUGGUGUCACACUUUUGCCCCCACCCCUAACUCCAUUAAUCAAAGAAUCAUGAUCUUCAGUUUAGAAUGCAAUUAGUUUAAUCAGAUGUUAGAUAUAGGGAUGGGGGGAAAAGUGUGACAGCACUCCAGCCCCCGAGGACUGGAGUUGCCUAUCCCUGAUCUAUACAAUCUAUUAAAUACUUUUGUUCACUAUCUAGUAUUCAAAAUAAUCGAUCACUAAAUCCCCAAAACAUGUCAAUACAACUCUACAUCACUACUGGAAAAAGCCCAUUUGCUUAUCAUUAGUACUUUAAACAAUGCAUAAACAUAACGUUUUGCAGUAUAAAGGACUUACAUUGUUUUAGUAUUGAUAAACUGUUCCCUAUAAACAAAAACAUGUAUGAUGUGUAACUUUUUGUCAUUUUAAAGUGUGUUUCGUGGUUGCGAAGGCAAGGGAGGCAAAUCCCACUGCAAUUCAAGAACGACCCACCCCUUUGUCACUCCAGUUGCCAACUGUGUCCAACUUUACGGCACUAACAGAGCAAACACUGCAGUUUUAUCUUUGAAUACUGCUAUUAUUUUUUGUUAUACUUUAUCGUUAUUUGCUUUCAGCUAUAGGUUCUCUGCUAGAGAGGAAAGGGAUUGUAAAUAUAUUUUUUUUACCUUUUUGGUUGUAAUAUCUUUUAAAAACUGCUGCCAUGUCUAAGGUCAAAUCCAUGUUAUUUUUGUGUUACGUUUGAAUAUAUGAGCUUGAAGUCCGUUCCGAUACUUAUUAUUAUUAUAAGAUGACCAAGGAUGAGAACUAAAAACUUGCCAGAGAGAGUGAGGAAAUCAUGCUGCAUCCUUACUUAAAGCUGAGGAGAUUGGAUAAGAUUGGUUUGCUCUCUCCCUACACUCAGACGGGACUGAAACGUGUACAUACUGUAAAGUUUUUAAAAAAUGACUUGCUCAUUUAUGGAGUUAUACUGUAUGUUACUACUGACCAAAUACUGCAUGAUGCCAGUAAGCCUACUAACUGCAUGUGUUGGUAUAACAUCUACACACACACGCGCGCACACACAAUCACACAAAAUGAAAUGGUAUUGGCAUACUUGUAUCUAUACGUUUGUAAUGGCUGUCCAGAAAGAGAGUGGGUGUGCAAUGGAAUUUGACAAUAAAAAGUAUUCUUACCA
Messenger RNA from Oncorhynchus nerka (sockeye salmon), 11514 nucleotides. Its product is annotated as ral GTPase-activating protein subunit alpha-1-like. The record is from RefSeq and is a predicted model, not a curated record. Gene Ontology annotation, biological process: positive regulation of GTPase activity; regulation of small GTPase mediated signal transduction. Gene Ontology annotation, molecular function: GTPase activator activity. Gene Ontology annotation, cellular component: nucleus; cytoplasm. Lineage: Eukaryota; Metazoa; Chordata; Actinopteri; Salmoniformes; Salmonidae.